Penicillium cinerascens is the source of this 879-nucleotide messenger RNA. RefSeq names its product succinate dehydrogenase assembly factor 2. Gene Ontology annotation, cellular component: mitochondrion. The transcript is spliced from 2 exons. Gene Ontology annotation, biological process: tricarboxylic acid cycle; protein-FAD linkage; mitochondrial respiratory chain complex II assembly. Bases 1 to 879 code for a protein of 292 amino acids. Lineage: Eukaryota; Fungi; Ascomycota; Eurotiomycetes; Eurotiales; Aspergillaceae. The record is from RefSeq and is a predicted model, not a curated record.
AUGACCUCUUCGCGACUCAUCACCCGCCUCAUGCGGCCCUCGCCGUCAAGCUACACCCCGAUCUCAGCAUUGAACCGCUCCUUCGGCUCUUCGGCUCUGCGCUUCAAAGAUGCCAACGAUCGCGCCCCUCCCAAUGCCCAGGCUCACCGCGAGAACCAGGCCAAGAAGCAGCCGAAUCAGUUCGUUCCUAAUACUACUUCAACCAUGACCAAGGACUAUCCGAAUGUCGGCCAGAAGCCGUCGCCGCCUGAAAUGCUCAACACGGUCGAUCCUAACUACCGCCCGGCGGAUCCGUACCCUGGCAAGAUUGAGCAUUUCACUGGUGGACGCCAGGAGAGCGGCGCGCAGAAACCCGAGCUUGGCGUUGGCGAAAUGGAGGGUAUCACCUUCAAGGUUGAGCCGUUGAAGCGGGUUAACGAGGAUGUGACGACCAUGCGUGCUCGGUUACUAUACCAGAGCCGGAAGCGUGGAAUCCUUGAAUCCGACCUUCUUCUCUCAACCUUCGCCGACGUCUACCUGGGAAAAAUGAGCCCAGAGCAGCUCCAGGAAUACGACCGCUUCCUCGACGAAAAUGACUGGGACAUCUACUACUGGGCGACGCAAGACCCACCCACCGAAGACUCCUCCGCGCCUGCUGAGGACACUCUGACGGAGACCUGGAAGCGGACUGGCGCCAAGAGCGGCGAGUGGGCUCAGACCGUUGGUGCCUUUAAGGCGGCGUACCGGCCUGUGCCGUCGCGGUGGGAUGGUUCGGAGGUUUUGAACCUGUUGAGAGAGCAUGUCCGCGAUAAGAGCGCGACGGGCUUCGAGUCGGCGAAGAAUAAGAAGACUGGUGGCGGUUUGGGACGGAUGCCCAAUGUUCAGGUGUUUAACUCGUGA